Molecule: messenger RNA, 1004 nt
Organism: Argiope bruennichi
Lineage: Eukaryota; Metazoa; Arthropoda; Arachnida; Araneae; Araneidae
Product: dnaJ homolog subfamily C member 9-like
Exons: 6
Coding region: 122-922 (266 amino acids)
Cellular component (GO): nucleus; cytoplasm
Molecular function (GO): heat shock protein binding
Source: RefSeq, a predicted model, not a curated record
AUGUUAAUGUUAAGCGGCAUUGUGACAGCAGGUAUUGUCUUUUAUUUUUGAAAAUCAAUUUGGUAUAAAAUUCCUAAAUUUCUAUCUUGCCAAUUUUAUCCGAACAGUCGUUGAAAUAUCAAUGGGUUUAAUUGAUUGCUGCGAACAAGAUUUUGGAACAAAGUCGCUUUAUGGUGUUCUUGGAGUAGAAAAGACUGUCACAACUAAAGAAUUGCAACAGGCGUACAGGAAAGCUUCCCUUUUUCUCUUGCCUGCCCAGGCUCCUGCACACAGACUGGCAGAAUUCUGUCGUAAAUUUGAAAUUUUGUCAAAAGUACAUUACAUUUUGUCUGAUAAAAAGAAACGACAAAUUUAUGAUGAAACAGGUGUUGUUGAUAACAUAUGUGCAAAUUUUUGGACUAGAUAUUGGCGAAAAUUAUUUCCACAUAUAGUUCCUGAAGACAUUGAGGAUUUUAAAGAAAGAUAUAAAAAAAGCAUCAUGGUUCAAGAUUGCAUUCGAAGGCAUUGGUACAUCUACAUAUUGCUGAGCAAAGAUUCUGAAGAGGAAAAAGAGGACCUUAGGAUUGCCUAUCUGCGAGUCAAAGGAAAUAUGGACAGAUUUGCUGAGAUAUAUUUUGCAUAUACGGCAGAAGAUGAGGAUAGGAUAUGCCAUAUAAUGCAAAAAGAACUAAUAAAUAGAAAGAAAAUGCGCGCCUAUGUAAAAUUUACAAAUGAGAAACCAGCCAAUGUAGAAGCUAGGAAAAACAAGUAUAAAAAGCCUGAUCCAGAAGAUGAUCCAGCAUGUGUCAAUCCUAUUGUUCUGGUUCUAAGACAAAAGAAGCUAAACAUUGAAGAACGUAGAGCUAAGGAAAAUAAAGAACAAAGAAAGAGAGGGGAAGCAGCUGGGAAUGCAGUACGUCGCAAAAAGAGGAGAAGACGUUAAAUUUCCUUUAGUUCAUUUCUAUAUUAAAAUAUGUAUUGGUGUAUUUUUAUUUUGUAAAAUAUAUUUAUAAAUGUUCUGAUGC